Acanthopagrus latus (yellowfin seabream) is the source of this 4106-nucleotide messenger RNA. RefSeq names its product STE20 related adaptor beta (gene stradb). Bases 580 to 1866 code for a protein of 428 amino acids. NCBI's taxonomy places the organism in Eukaryota, Metazoa, Chordata, Actinopteri, Spariformes, Sparidae. Gene Ontology annotation, molecular function: protein kinase activity; ATP binding; protein serine/threonine kinase activator activity. The record is from RefSeq and is a predicted model, not a curated record. The transcript is spliced from 12 exons. Gene Ontology annotation, biological process: protein phosphorylation.
UGUCAAAUUAAAAGUCCUGUCAAAAGAGUACAUUUUCGCUUUGGGUGUUUUACGGUUCGAUACUGGGAGAAAAAUUCUCUACUUUCUGCACACCCUAAAACAUUUGAACAAGAAAGGAAAGAAGAGGAACUUUAUGGGCAAAAUCGUUAGGAUAUCGGGCUCUCCUUUGUAUUUUUAACUUGUUUACGUCGAAGCGCUGCAGCUGCCGUCGAGAGGAGGAGGAUUCAUUCACAAAUUUCCCCCUCCUGAUAUCAACGUCACUGACUGGACUGGACGGGGAUCUCCGCUGCUGAAUUUCUUUCCCAUCACUUCCUCGCAUCUCGAGAUCAGCUGAUGCAGCCAGGUAAACUGCAGACGGAUGGAUGAAUGGCCGAAGUUGGAUGGAUGCUGCUGUUGGUGCUGGCUGCUUUCUAGUCUAGUGGGGGAUUUUUCCGUCUCGUGUUACACCGCUGCUGCUGCUGCUGCUGCUGCUGAGCUCCGUCCUCCUCUUCCCGUCUCCCUCCAUCGCGGACGGUCUCCUGCGGCCUGUGAGCGGAUGAAUGCCAAAGCCUGGGAUUCUACCACCGCCAAAAGGACUCCAUGUCUUUCUUGGACUGUUCCUGCAUCUCCCACACUCAGGUCCAGCCCUUGGACAUAGAGGAGCGCUAUGAGGACACCAGCCACCAGUUCCUGAGCUGUGACGGUUCUGAAUACACUCUGCAAGGGCCAGCAGGUGGCGAUGACAUCACAGGGCUGUCAGCCGAGCCUGCCCACUACCAGCUACUGUCCGAGCUGGGGAGGGGCUUCAACAACCUGAGCCAGGUGAACAUGGCACGCUACAUCCCCACGGGCCAGCUGGUGGCCGUCAAACAAACCAACCUGGAUGAGUGCACCGAGGAGGAGCUGCUGCAGCUCAUGAACGAGGUUCUGCUGUCCAGGCUGUUUCGUCACUCCAACCUGCUGACCUCGCGCCUGGUUUUCAGCUCCUGCUGCCAGCUGUGGGUCCUCACACCGCUCAUGGCCUAUGGCUCUGCUGAUACCUUGCUAAGAACAUAUUUCCCAGAUGGAAUGAGUGAAUCUCUGAUAGCGUACCUGCUGCAUGGUGUGCUGAAAGCAUUGGAAUACCUGCACCGGAUGGGCUACGUUCACCGGGGUGUGAAGGCCAGUCAUAUCUUGCUGUCAGGGGAGGGGCGUGUCUACCUCUCAGGGCUCCACAGUGUUUACAGUAUGAUGCGGGAGGGGAAGAGGAUGAGGGCGGUGUUCGACAUGCCGCACCACAGCCCCGCCCUGCUGCCCUGGCUCAGCCCUGAGCUCCUGCGGCAGGAUCUGCACGGUUACGGAGUGAAGUCAGAUAUCUACAGUUUAGGCAUCGUGGCCUGUGAGCUGGUCAGCGGCAGGGUGCCUUUCCAGGACAUGCCCCCAACACAGAUGCUGCUUCAGAAGCUGCGCGGCUCCCACUGCUGCCUGCUGGACGUGGCUCCCUUCCCACUUGGCGAGCUGGGCGGUCUGAAGGUGUCACGCUCCGGAGUGGACUCGGGCAUCGGGGAGAGCGUCGCCACCGGAAGCCUGUCGCACAGUGCCACCGCUCCGCCUACCGACCGACCUCAGAGCCCCGCGCCCAAAAACCACUCGGUCACCCUGCACAACCUGGUUCAGCUGUGUCUACAGCAGCAGCCUGAGCGCAGACCGUCAGCAUCGGCGCUGCUGACCCAUGCUUUCUUCAAGCAGGUGAAGAGGCACACCAGAGACUCCUUCCUCAGCCUCAUGUACCCAGCAGUGCCCCUCACCAGCCCCGAGGACCCUCCAGUAUCCUGCCCUCCCGCCCCGUCCUGCCACGCUCCAACAUCAGCCUCCACCGACACCGCUGAGGCUGUGUGGGACUUCUAACCUCCCGAUUCUACGAAUCCUGACUAGCAAGCCAAACCCGAGACAAUCAAAGCAAAGCAAUGAGGCCAAAUUCUACUGUGCUUUUAUUAUUUUAUCAUUUACCCGACUCUCUGAGCCUUUUUUUUUUAAAGUAGUUUUGUAGUUUUUUUUUUUUUUUAUGUUUGUCCGGUGUGUAUGUGGAGUUGGGGUCAUGGUUUGUUGACCCGACUGUGAAAGUGUUGGAUCAAAGAAGCUGCUCCGAUCAGUUAGUAAAGAUCCUUAACAGCAAAAUGGACUGUGAACAAGUUACAGAACAAAAACACUAAUCGGUUGACUUAUAAUCACGCACUUCCUCUGAUGUAAAAGGCAACUAUUAGUUAAAGGAAAAAUCCACCCAGAAGUACUUUAUUGUUGAAGAAACACCUCUAUGUGCUAAACUUUUCACGUCUGGGAAGGUUUAGUUGUUUCUACAGUGUACUUUCCAUAUUUCUCGUCUUCCUGAAGGCAUUCUGAACAAUGGAGGACCUUGUUUACCAAAUCAAAAAUAAUAAGAAGAAGCGUACACUAAAAAUUUCACUCCUAAGACACUAUGUGAGGGUGGAUUUUUCCUUUCCAGUGUUUUUUUGUAUUCAGACUGUGAAUAGUGAAUACUGAGGUACUUAAGAGAUAUUACAAUACAUAUGUGCAUAUAUAUUCAUCUAUAUUAGAGUUUUUCAAACUGCGUGUUGCGGGGGGCUUGAGUCUGAACGCACAUACAUGAUACACACAUUUAGAUUCAGUGUGACUUCCACUUCUCGAGGAUGUAUAUUAUCUAUAUUAUAUUAAGGAGAUAUAUUACCUCUAAUGUCCGUUGUGAAUAAACCUCCACAAAUCCUUGUAGAAAUCAUAGAAACUCCAGAACUCCCCUGAAAAUCCAUCACGUUUUUUCUGUUCUCUUCGAUGACAGAGUAAUCAAGUGAUGUUUGUGUGCACAUUUAUGGGUGCACCACAAACAGGAGUAGCUAGUCGCUAAUUCGGCAUACAUGUAACGGUGCUAAUUUGCCACAGUGUAAACAAAUGUAGGCUCAAGUUAGAGCAGCUCACUGUUAAACUGGCACCAAGGCAACAGUACACUUCCAGUUAAUAGCUCUAAUACUGGAGCAAUGGUUCACAACAUUUUGAGCAUGAUUAUGCCUUAAAGUGAUGUUUGUAUUGAUCUUUAUCAAACACUCCUCCAAAUUUUAAGAUUUAUUGCCGUGAGGCCAUUUUAAAACCGUUCAGAAAUCAGACUGGAUUUUUUUUUACCUCUAUCCAAAAUGUUUCGAAAACUGACCACGGUCGUAUAUGUAAAUACUUUUUUUUUUUUUUUCUGUAUGUUUGAAGAUAUAUGCACAUAGUGUUUAUGUGUAGUCUUUUCAACAUAACAUGUUAUCCUGUGUUUGCCUAUGAGCCAGUGAGACAAACUGCAAACCUGCAAAAAAAAAAAAAAAAAAAAAGAAGAAGAGCACACGAGCAAUAGAGUUCAUCUAAUGUUCCCUGUUGGAGUCAGAGACCCUGAGAUGAAAACCGUCCCUGCCCUGAUCGUCAGUGAUAUGCCAAAAGAUUAUUUCUACUGUGCUCUGUGACCACUUAUCCAACAAUGCCUUUAUGUUUGAAUGGAACCUGCAUUCUGAAUAUGGUGAUCCAUCUGUAACUGUGAUUAAGUGUGCUGUGUAUGAGAACUGUGAUCCACAGUACAUAUCAAACAUGGUAGCUGUAUGAGCCUUAUAUAUACACGUAUUACAAGUGAUAAACAUGUAUAUACAACAUUUGAUUUAUAAACCUCCUGUUAGCCUUGAUUGAUUUCUUUAUAGAUUUGUGUCAAUAGAGAAGUGUGUGUGUUGACAGUAUGCUCCAUGUACUUCCAUCCUGCACAGUGUGAUCUUCUUCACAGAACUCAGAAUUCUGAUGGACCCUGAGGAUCAAAUCCGAUUGCCUGGGUUCAAGCCGUCCACUUCCACCGAGUGGAAAUGGAGUGUAACGCGUUGAAAAUGCAGUCUGACUUCAGACAACCCUUCUGGGAUAUGGACAAUAAAAAGACCAGGGUUCUGUUCUUUGUAUGAAAUUAUAAUGUUGACAAGUUGGAGUAUUUAAGCCCACACCUGCACAAGUUAGCAGGACCAAGGCCAGUUUUGGGGAAGAAAUUUUAAUCAGAUGUUUAUGCCUAAACAAACAAAAUAAACGAACUGUCUUUGUUUCAAUGACUCCAGAAACUGAAUAAACAAACUGACCUUGAAGGACAA